GAAUAACUUGUCAAACUUGUGUUUGUUGCUUACUACAUUAAUGGCCAUAUUUGAUCGAUUGAAAUCAAUCAAGUACCACGUGGAAUCAUCAAGGAUCACAUGUAUAUAAGCUUUGCUAAUCAUUCCAAGUUUCCAACACAAUAUUAACAAACCGGAAUAACAAGAAGCUAAGGCUUAGUUAGCUGGAGAUACAUGGAGAAAGGAAGUGUUUGUGUAACCGGAGGCACGGGGUAUUUAGCAUCAUGGUUGAUCGAAAGGUUGCUUCAACACGGAUAUUUUGUAAAUACUACUGUUAGAUCAUCAUCUACUUCAUCAGGUACAAAGAGAGAUGUAACCUACCUCACAAAUCUACCUGGAGCAUCACAGAGGCUCAAAAUUUUUGAUGCAGAUUUAAACAACCCUGAGACCUUCAAUGAACCAAUCAAAGGUUGUAUUGGUGUUUUUCAUGUUGCCCAUCCGAUGGAUUUGGGCAACAAAGAAAGUACGGAAGUGAUAACUGAAAAAAUAAUCAAAGCAAGUUUGGGCAUUUUACAAGCAUGUAUUGAUUCAAAGACAGUAAAGAAAGUCGUGUACACGUCUAGUGUAUCUGCCGUCUUGUUCAAUGGGAGAAAACACACUGAGGCCGUAGACGAGGAAUGUUGGAGCGACGUGGAUUAUAUCCGUAGUAAUUUGGAAUUUGGAGCUUGGUAUCAUAUCUCAAAGACACUUACUGAGAAAGCAAUCAUAGAGUUUGCUGAGAAACAAGGAUUGGACCUCACGACGGUCCUUCCCUCAUUUAUCCACGGUCCAUUUCUCGGUCCCAAAUGCCCACAUUCUGUGCAUGAUGUAAUGGCUAUGAUCUUUGGGGACACUCACAUGUAUGGAUUGCUAUCAAGAGCAUCAUUUGUGCAUGUUGAUGAUGUGGCCAGCGCACACAUUCAUAUUUUUGAGGAUCCAAAGGCUAAAGGGAGGUAUAUUUGUUCGAAAAUUGAAGUACCAAUUGAGGAAUUGUACAAGAUACUAUCCACCAGAUAUCCGGAAUAUAAAAUACCAAGUAUUGACUUUAUGAAGUCAGAAGAUAUGGAGAAGAUGAUGUAUCCUAGCGUCUCAUCGAAAAAACUCUUGGACACUGGAUUCCAAUUCAAGUAUGGGAUUGAAGAAAUGUUUGAUGAUGCAAUUGAUUGUUGUAAGCGAAACAACAUAUUGUAAUAUUGAAGCUUUGUGUGGCGAUAUCUAGUUAGCUACAAGUAAAGCAUCUUUCUGUUUUAAGUGUGAAGUUGAAACACUUUUUGAUCUUCCA
This is a messenger RNA of Erigeron canadensis, 1279 nucleotides long. RefSeq names its product vestitone reductase-like. The coding region runs from base 193 to 1188 and encodes 331 amino acids. Lineage: Eukaryota; Viridiplantae; Streptophyta; Magnoliopsida; Asterales; Asteraceae. Gene Ontology annotation, molecular function: oxidoreductase activity, acting on the CH-OH group of donors, NAD or NADP as acceptor. The transcript is spliced from 4 exons. The record is from RefSeq and is a predicted model, not a curated record.